Messenger RNA from Anastrepha ludens (Mexican fruit fly), 10948 nucleotides. Its product is annotated as pneumococcal serine-rich repeat protein-like. The transcript is spliced from 11 exons. Bases 837 to 10085 code for a protein of 3082 amino acids. NCBI's taxonomy places the organism in Eukaryota, Metazoa, Arthropoda, Insecta, Diptera, Tephritidae. The record is from RefSeq and is a predicted model, not a curated record.
AAAAUAAAAUUAAAAAAAAAUGUAUUAUCUGCAGUGAAAUAAAAUUAAAAAAACAAAUGUAUUUAUCUGCAGUAAAAUCAAAUAAAAUGACGUGCAACAAUUCAACUAGUUUACAAAAAUAUUAAACAACACACUCGAAAUCCAAGAGUUGAAAGUUUUUCUUAUCACAGUUUCAGUUUCGUGGCAUCUUUUACCGAAAUUUUAAAACAGAUUUUUUUCCACUGAUUUCUGGCACCGCCGCUACCAAAUGCAAUUCGUGCGCCCAGAAAAUCGACUUAGUGCUUUGAGUUAUUAAGAAGAAAACCAAAACAAAUGGUUAUAAAUAUAUAUACAUACAUAUAUACAUGAGCAUAUGUAUGUGUGCAGAUGGCUUUAAAAUAUAAAUAAACACACCGACUGCGUGACUAUCGCUCGCCGUUGGCAAAUAGCCUCUUCGUCAGAUACACUUUGUAAGCGCUUAACGUUGUGUAAAACGAUAAGAAAUAGAAUUCUUGCAUAAAACAUAUGCCCACACAUACAUACAUAUGUAUGUAGAAGUGAGUGUGUGUAUGUGCUAAAGUGUAUUAAUGUAAAUAAAACGUGAUUUGCUGGUGAAUGCAAAAGCAUUGUUUAAAUGCACUAAAGUUAUGCGCACGUGUGUAUUUGUGUGUGUGUGCCUACAAGUAUAACUUCGGAAAAGUGUCACUCCAAACGAGCCAGAUACGCUUAUCGUGCAACGCGACAUUGCACCAGCGCUGCAACGCCGUCGUAAUCCCAAUCACAUUACCACCAACGAUACUUUGAAUUGUAGAUUUUUUAGUGGAAAUAAAUAAUUACCGCUACAACAAUUUUCAACUAUGCUUGCGAUUAAGGAGUGUCUGAUACGCGAAGGUGUUUUGAAUUUGACGUCAACUGCCAAUCAUAGCAAUAGCACCAGUCUUACAUCCAAGCAAGGGAAUGGUGCUGCUGAUGGUGAUGGUGAUGAUGGUGGGGAUGGUGGCAUUGAAAACACAGCUGUCGGAGGCAGUGGUGCUGGUGCUAACAACACCGCUACUUAUCGCAAUCGCAACUACAACGACAGUGUUGUCGGCAACAAUUUGCGCGCCAUUAGCACGAAUUAUACUCGGAAUAGCGAUAAUCGUAAUAAUCGCAAUUAUGAUAUGGCAUCAUCGUUGGCACUCGACUUCCAGUCGGUCAGGUUGACAGAUCAAAUAUCCGUUGACGCUGCACGCAGUCAGAAUACUGACACGAAUAACGAAAACAAAUCCUCAAAUUGUAGUCUAUCCUCCGCAUCAGCCACUGCCAAUUCGAGCUGCCAGCAAACGUCAAUAUACGAUAAAUCAAAACAUCUACAACAACAAAAACAACAACGAGUACCAGCAACUGGAAGCAAAUCAUCCACACGUUAUCAAGGUGUGCACCCCCAUUUCCAUCACCACACCGCACCCUCCUACUAUACCGACGUCAAUCUGCACAUUCAUACCCCAAAGGCGAAUGAUGUUGCCGCUCUGAAUGAGAAUUACCAAAGUGUCUAUAAUACACCUUCGCAGUUGGUCAAUGAGCGUCACUUUCCCAAGACCAGCACCGCUACAGUAGUUCCGCCACCAAUUGGCACAGGUACAGCAGCUAUCGGUAGAGCUAAUACCACAUCACCAACGUCGAUUGCUAAGCGCGACCGUGAGUCGGUUAGCGCUAACAGCAGCAGCAACAUCAAAAGUAGUAGUUCGUCAAGUGCGCGUGCUGCUUUUUUUCGUGGCGGCUCUGUGGGCAGCAACAGCAACGGCGAAAGAAAAAGUUGCGAACAUUUUACGAAAUCGUCGCCAGCAUUUGGGCGCCCUACAAAGAAAGGUGAAUUUAACGAUACCUCAUACACACCGUACGAUAUCAGUGGUAGUAGUUUUGUUGUUGGUACGUUAAGUAGUAGUGAUUGUAGUAAAACUAAUCAAUUAGACAACACGACAGACACACACAUAAACACCAAUCAUAAUAACAAGCACAACAGCAACAACAACAUAUCCUUAACGUCCCCCACAUCGGCAGGCCAUACGUCGGCAUCAGCAUCAGCAACAGCUUCCGCGUCGGCUUCGGCUUCGGCAUCCGGUCGGAGUCGUAAUUCGAAUCGGUUCGCUGGUAAAAAACGCGCAGUGCGCGUACGCAGCGAAUCACGUCCGAUCAGCGCUCUUUAUGACAUAAUAUGCAAAGAGAAAGGGCUGGACAUUGGCACCAGCAGCAGCAGCAGCACAACGAACGAGGAGGAACAUUCGGCAUCAGCAUCAAACGACGACGAAAACCGUGGUGCGCACAGCAAGCGCAGCACCAAUAGCAAGGAACGUUGCCGCCAACGCAGCGGCAGCAGAAAUAGUAAUAGAAAUAAUAGUACCGACUACUCAGAGAUCUCACAUCGUUUGCCUGCAUUCGUCGCAAAGUCAUUGUCCAACCAUUCGGGAGAAUUUGUUGGCCAGUCCAACAUGGAUAACGUGGCCACAGUUAAUUCCGCGGCUGUUGACACGAAAGCCGCACAUGACCGCUCGAAACGCUCGCAUAAGUCACGCACACCGAGCAGCCAAAAGUCGGCUUCCAAGAAGCGCAAGGACGUGGGUAAAACCAAAGUGAGUGUCAUGCGUUGUGCGAUGAGCGACGACGAACCAAAUAACGAGACCAGCGAAGAUUCCAACGAGCUACGCGCUCGCGCUGUAUUGUCGCCACUUACAAAAUAUCAUACAGAAUUUAGUCAUAAGAUGAAUAGCACGGAGAAGGCGUCCUCCUUGCCACCGCGCCUACAAAGUGCGACGCGUACUUCCAGCUCCUCCGUCAAACAAGCGCUGCAGCCGCACAAAGCAUCGUGUCAUGCCAACACCGAUUUGAGUACAUAUCCGAUUGUGAAGAAGUGUCCAGUUCAUUCCCGCUGUGACUUGGUGGACUGCGACUAUCAGUUAUCAAGCGUUCAUCGUCCGUCUCAUUAUACACACGCACAUCAUCAAUCCUCAUUACCACCAAACCUGUCAUCUGGUCCAUGUAGUAGUAUACGCUCGCCUAGCACCGCUGAUGACGAUAGCCUAAUGGUAGUCAAUAGUCUCGGCUACUCCCCAGACAAGUUGUUCUUUGAGCCUGUAAAUAUGACCCUUAGCAGUGUGUCAUCCGGCGCAGUUAGUGGUAAAAAUGUGAACAGUAGUAGCAGCGGUGUAGUUUUCGACCAAACGUCGGCGCGCAGCAAUCAACGAAUUGGUCGCGCUCAACAUCGACGCCUGCGUGAAGAGAUGCGUCGUCAUACGGACUUACCGCUACUGGACAUGCUCUCACCCAACUCGCUUAGUAGCCAACUGAGCACCACGGAGAGGGCGCUAAGCGAAGACGAAGGGGUUGCGGGUGUUAAACAGCAAAAAAGUCGCACCAGCAAGGCGAGAAGAUUUAUAAAUCGUCCCAGCCAUACACCAACACAUGGUCGCUCCGGCAACAGUGCCAAUGGUUCACCGCAUCCAAUACGCCGCAACAGCAAUAAACAAACCAGUGAGAGUUCCUCUUCGGCAUCUUCCCCAGCGCCGACGAAUCGUCGCAACUCUUCCGCAAACGGCAUAAACAGCAUAAACAGACCAACUGUUGUGCCACCCAUCAACACCGUUGCUGCAGUUGCCGGUGUUACCAUCGAGGAUGUGGGCUCCGCCUCCUCGGGCGAUCACCUUACACAUAUAAAACUAUCACCACUACAAAUAAUGACCAAUUCAGCGACACCAGCCACUGAGCUCCCGCCGCGGGCAAAUGGCAGCGCUGCGUUAGGCGAGGGCGAGGCACAUCCCGCUGAGGCCGAUAUGCACGACGAGGCGCAUGAGGACACCGGCAACGGCAGUAUCGGCGUACAGACCAUCAUUUCGGCCACAGAAGUCGUGCACCAACGCAAACACGAUGCCAAUACCCAUAAAACUCCUCCUAAUACUAUCAUACGAUCCAUCACCAAAACAACCACAAGCACCAUUACAAGCGCCAUUAUAUCAAAUAAGACGCCAACGCAUGUAAAUCAACGUAAUCAACAGCAUUAUCAACACCAACAGCAACAGCCCUACAAUAAAAGCAACAAACACACGAGCUUUUUCAGCCACAAUAACAGUACUUUUAACAGUAAUAGUAAUAGUAACAGCAACAACAGUUAUGCCAUGCCCACUGAAACAUUUUUGCUUAAACAAAAAAAUGCAAUGCUUGCUGUUAGCGGCGCGGCCACUAACACAAACGUGAAAAAGAAGCCAUUAUCACCACUUCAGAUCAUACCCAUACCAACAUCACCAACAACGGCGCAUCAACUGAGUCAUCAGCAACACUCGCAAUCGACGGACGUAGGCGGUAGCCAACAACAAUCAGGAUAUUUAACACAAAUGCCGCCAAAUCGAAGGCAAAGUCCACUUGCGGCUGCGCCACCUUCACCAUUCUCACUGGCACGUUCACCGUUAUCACCGUGCUCGCCACAUUAUGUGCGUCCGACGAAGGCGUCUCGUUUGCGGGCAGCCGCUUUGGAUAAGAAAAAGUGUGAAGACGAUCCACUUCAGCGACCACGUUCUCCAUGUUAUGGCUCCGCCUCUUCGCCCCGUUCAUCUGCAUCGCCAAAACAUCAGUUGUCACGCCUUUCGACAAGCUCAUCUUCAGAUAAUCCACACAUAACGGCCAGUUCCGAAUCGGACACAAAGCUAAUCGGCGACUCAUCACGGGCAACAAUUGGCAGCCUAUAUUCAACAUCAUCAAAUGACUCACCAACAGCCACCAAAAAGCUCGUGCCCUCAGUUUCGGUAUCGGUCAAACAAAAUCUCAGCGAAAUGCAAUUCAAUGGCGAUAUCAGUGCAUCGGGCAGUCCAAAGAAAACAAUCGGUUCUAGACUGAAGAAAGCACGCACUAUUCCCUCCCCCUCCACCGAGUGUACUGCCACAUUUACUCGCUCCGCUGGUCGGCUGUCGACUGCCGAUGAAUCUGAUUCGCAUUUGAUGUUGAAGGCCGGAAAGUCUAUACGUCCACGUACCUCCACCAUGAAGUCUGCCAAAUCGAAAUCGAUAAGUGAUCUGAAAGCUAGCAGCGCCGAAAACUCACCCAACAAGCUGGAAUUGAGUCCGGUGGAUAGUGCAACUCAGCCCAGUAGUCCAAGGGAAGAUCGCGAUAAAUCAUCGAAACGAAAAUCGAAUUUGAAUCGCUCGCUCAAUGAUGAGGCCACCCUGGAUAGUGUAAUCAAUCUCAAAUAUCUGCUGCUAACCGCAAGAUUAAGGAAAAAUAAGCUUUUUUUAAAUGACUCCUUAGCUGCACGUCGACGUCGACGUCGUGAACUUGGCAUGGUUCGUCAACUUGUACCUUCCGAUGACUUAAUUCUGCGCGAAAUGUUAUUGCCACAUCAGAAAAAAUCGGAUAGUGCUGCCAAAAAAACUCCCAUCGGCAAAUCGUCUGAAAACGAACUGGCCUAUCACAUGGAAAUGGCACGUCGCGGUUGGGACCUAACCAAUCCGAGCAUCAACAAUCGUGCACGCUCCGAAACAGCGACUUCGAAAUACGAAAGUAAUUCGGGUGAAACAGUGAAAGAGAAGCCAAGUAACGCUCGCCUUGCCCGCCGUAGCGACACCUUACACCUCGGCGAAUUACGCAAAUUGCGUUCGAAUGAUGUCAAUCGCAAGAUGAAUGAACGCACGAAGAGUGACUUGGCCGAAAUUAAGAAGAUUGCCGAACAGGCGAAUAUCGAAAUGGCUAUGAUGACCUCGGGUAUUGUCACAGAAUUGGCCGAAUUGGUUGUCUCAAGCGUCGAUUGUGAGCAGGAGGCUGUUGUUGAGCUGGCUACGCCCGCACGCUAUGGCAUAGGCAGUCGGUCGCAAGCUUCUCCACCACCAACACCAUCGUUUACCGAAUUAGAGAUGGCAGCCGAAGCAAAGGAGCGUGAUCCAUCACCAGCUAAACAUGCCACAUUCAUGCAAGAAGAACGUUUCUACUACGAUCCGGAAACAAGCGAUCAAAUAUCUAAGUCAGUUUCCAAUAACACAAUGGCUAGUGGCAUACUGCGUCAGCGCAUAUUGAAGGCGCGUAGCAUAGAGCGCGAUGCUGCACACGAACCGCCGAAGCUAUCGCCCAUACUGCGCCGCAAAAGUACAGAUGACCCGCCUUGCAUAACGGCGCCACCAACAAGUGCUGCCGGCAUAUAUUCGACAUCGCAAAAUCACAUAGUUUCGAUACUCAAGAAGAAAGAUCACAUCGCGGGUGAGUCCAGCUCGGCCUCGAGCAAUGCUUCGCCCGUCACAUUUUCAGCGAAUGUUGUGGACACACCGACCACCAAACAAAAGCGUGCUGGUAUAUUGAAGAAACGUUCCAGCCUUGACGAGUCGCGUUACUAUUCACGUUCGCACUCGCCGGACGAGCGCAGCAUACUUAUUAAAUCGGCGCGACGUAAUUCACUAGAGGAGACUGCAGGCUUACAACAACAACAACAACAGCAACAACAUGGCAUUCUCAAGCAGAGCAGCUAUGAAAGCAGCAAAAGCGAUGGCUGUCCUUCGGCCACUGAACCACAUCCACAUAGUAUACUGAAGAAAAAAGAUUCUACCUCGACACCUUCCGAUGGGGGUACACAUGCCCCCAAACAUGUCUCGAUCUCACAAGCUGUGAAAAUGGCGGCUGCCGAGCUAUGCCGUCAGACAGCCGAUGGCCAAUGUGCUACUACUGAACAUGAAGAAAGCGGCUACACACCCAACAAUGAAGAAUAUGAAAUCCGCCCAAUACUUAAACUGGAAAGCGCAUCCAGCGAUGAUGUUAUGCGUCCACCCAAACCCAUAUUAAAGAAAAAGUCCUCGGGUGAUUCGGACGAAUACGAAAUACGUCCCAUUUUAAAGACUUCACGUAAAAGUAGUCGCGAGGAAUUCGAUUUGAGCGGUUCACUAAGUGAAGAUGGACGACAUUAUAGCGAGCCACCACCACCACCACCAGUACGUCCCAUUUUAAAGACUGACUCGCCAUCGAAACGGCGUUCAUUGGGCAUAGAUGAGCUGGAACAGGAUGCGAGCAGCGCUGAAUAUGUCAGCAACUCACCAAGUCUACUUAAACGGCGCACACGCUCGUUGGAACGGCAGGAACCACCUGUGGUGGAUUUGGCGGCAGCGUUGAACGCUAUCGCCACUUCACAAGCGGCACCGUUGGACUUUGUAUCGACGCCAAUUACAACUGGUGGCAACAUUUCAGUAGCUGAACGCAUUAAAAAUAUGGAAAAGUUCCUAAGCAGCAAUGGUGCUUCACCGUCUACACCGGCGGAUGUGAACUCUAGUUGGGAUUCUCCACUGCUGCAUACGGACAUAACGCCGAGACUGCUCAAACCGAGCGUUAUAAGACGCGAUAUGUACCGAGAUCGCUACAAGACACAGCCAGUAACGAACGAUGAGAAAAUGCUCUUUAAAGCCACCGCAUCACCGCUCGACAUCUCCGUCACAUCUGCUUUUAAGCCGACCAAAUCGCUAGACGCGGGCCUCAAUUACACCGCAUUUGCGCAUUCGAACGCCGCCUCCAACGCAUCGCUGGGCAGCAGCUACACGCUUACACGCUGUUCAACACAAUCGUUGCACGGUCAGAAUCAUUUUGACGCGGCGGGAACUUCUUCCGUUGGCUCGCCACCUCUACGCGCCGUAAUUGGUCGUCUCAAUUCGUUAAGUGACAGGUACAACAAUAGCGGCAGCGAGCAAUUGACCCAUUGGGUGGGUAGCGAUAGUGAGCGUAUCUUCGAAAUGUCUGGCAUUGAGGAGAAUGCCGCCGCCGCCGCCGCCAGCACGCUUAACGACAAGAGUGAGGUAGGUGUUGGUGUUGGCGGUACUGGGCUGGCCCGUAAAAAUAGCGUACGCGCUCGUGCUAAUAUGUUCCAGCAGUUGCAGGAGAAGACCAAAAGCGAAGAAGCAGCGACAGCAGAGUCGUCGGCGUCAACUGCAACGACGUUCAAUCGUGAGGAACAAACUUCACCACGAAGAGCACCACGUCAGCUUUCGCCCACACCUACCAUGUUUGCUACACCACCAAUACUGAGCAGCAGCAUGGCCAGCGCCGCCAACGCGAGCUGCAGCGAAGAGCAUAAAACUCCGCAAGUUCCAACGCGAACAGAAGAGGAAAUCGAGCCCACAUCGCUACCGGUAUCCGAGCGGUUACGUUUUUUCGCCAAUCUCACCGAGGCGGCAAACCGCAGCUUGUCCAGCUCAUACACGCGCAGCCCAUCGCAGCGCCACCUGACCGCCGACCGUUGUGGCAGCGCCAACUCUUACAACCACAUCCAUUCGAUUACCAAUACGCCACGUAGCAGCUACAAUGGUGGCGGCAGCACCACCACCAGCAGCGCCAGCGUCACGCCCACACCCAUGGACUGCUAUUCACCACCGCUGUCUGAGCCACAACUCAUUUCGAUUAAUGAAAUCGAUUCCGCUUUACAGAUGGAGCACAAUUUUGACGAGACCGCACCCAGCCCACUCCCAUCCGAGCCAGUGCCGAACGCCACCACACACGAAACAUCAGCAUUUAUCAAGUUAUCCAAGUCCAGCUCACACACGUCGCUUUCAUCGGUGGUGGCGCAACGUUUGGCACUGUCCGUGCCAGCUCCUGUCGUUGGGCCAUCUGCGUUGACGCCUGUUGCACGCCGCAUCAAGAUGAAAACCAUCGGUAAGCUGCACUUGCCGCAGACGUUCCUCAACAAUGAUCACAAUAGCAGUCAGAGCAGCAGCAACAACAACCACAACAUCAGCAACAAUUCCAUUGGUAACGUUUACAGUGACACUUGCGAUAGCGAAUGCAGUAGCAUCGAGGCGGUGAGCAAGCCUCCGGCUGCGCCGCUAAAAAAAAUCGGCAAAAUCAAAUCACCAUUUAUUGAGAAUUGCCUGCAGAUGGAGCAGAAGCACCAUCAGCUCAACUCGAAGUACAUGAAGUAUGAUCACAAGUCGACGCCACACAAUGCCCUCGCCGCGCUAGAGAAUAAUGUAGCCAACAGCGGCGGCGGUGAGCGCGAUAUGAACUCGUUGCCGCAGCGCAAGCCGUUGCAGAAUGGCAAUGCCAGUUUGCCACCGCAGCGUGUGGACAGCAAUGAGGACAGCAAUACAGAUUCGGGCAAAGAAAACAACUACGGCGGCAUCAAAACCGUGCCACUAUUGACAAUUUCGCCAACAGCCUCACUGAUUGCGCUGACCGAACAGUCGCAUUCGCCCGUAGUGGAGAUGCGUAAGAAGUUUACGCGCAUAAUGAACGGUUCGUCGUUGUCGACGGUGUCACAGCGUCUUAGCGCGCACGCCUACCACACUGACAACGGUAGUGUCAAUGGUAAGGGUAACGGUAACGGUAACAAUAGUGGCGUCAGCAGCGCACCAACAACCCCACGUAAUUCGAUGAUCGACGAGAAAUAUGCCAAAUACUUUGGACUCACAUCCAACAACAGCCACAGCCAGAAUUGUGCAACUACAACAACUAAUAAAACCAGCACUUGCAAAGAGAGCUCGGAACGCGCGCGAACGCAACACAGCGCAAAUAAUGCACGUCUGCAGUUUGCUGGCGAAAAAACUGCUGGUCCGCGUCACGCGCCCAACUACCCACCACCACCACCGCCACCACUAGAUUUCUACCACACAACGAAUGGUGAAACACAUUGCCCCAGCAAAGCGAAGGACGAACUGAUCGUGGCGAUGGAAACCAACAGUGGCUAUGACGUGCACUUAACGCCAUUCGAGGCGAUAAAUCACAAUGUGCGCAGCAAUUCGAAUACACCCUACUACACGCCGCCUACAACAAUGCCGCUGCCAAUGACCGGCAAUACUUUAACCGCAUAUAACACGGCGGUACAUACAACACCCAGCGGCAUAGCCAACGUGCCUCAAAGGCGGCGCGACAUAGCUAAACGGCAGCGCGCCAACACAACUAAUGUCACCUUCACGCCCACUUCUAGUCAGGUGCCAAGUCCACACGCCAAUUUCGGUACGCCGAGUGCGGGACGUGCACGUACGUUGCGCACGCGUGCGCUAACGCUAACGCAUGGGAUGCCGCUGCCUGAGGUGAAGCGCUUCGAGGACAUUGUGGUGACAAAAGAAGAUUUCCAAUUGGCGUCAAAGGAGUUCGAGCGUAUAUUUUUGGGUAUUAUUUGAGAGCGUUGAGAUGCUACAUUAAGAGUGUUGUUGCACUGGUGCGCGCGACACAAGCGAAUUUGGAAAGAAACGAGGCACAGCGUUGCCGAAAAAUGGGAAAUAUGUUGCUUGCCAGAAGAGAAUAAAAUUUAAAAUUUAUAAUAUAUUGUUAAAUUAUCAUUAAAAUCAAAAUUAAAUAAUUUUGAAAAAUUCGAAAAGUAAUCAAAAGUCCGUAAAUCAUAAAGCCAGCCAAUAGCAAAGAAAGUAAAAACAAAAACGAAAAAGCAAAAGCAAAAUAUGAAUUUCGCAAAUUAUGAUAUGAGGAAUUUGGUAAGGCAAGAGGUUUCGUUUGCAAAGCUGAUGGCACGUGAGGGGCAUUCUUAAUUCAAUUUUGUAUUGGCUGUUGAAUCCUGGACAAAUUAUGUUUAUGUAAAAAGGUGCUGCAUUACAUUUGGAAUUUUUUUUUUUUUUUUUGGUUUCUUUUUUGUUUUUUUUUUUUUUUUUUUUUUUUUUUGUUUUGUUUUUUUACUGGACUUUGGCCACUUAGAAAUUCUUUAUUUCUUUGAUUUAGUUGAUUUAGGAAUUCAAUUUUGGCAUAUUUGCUUAUGUAUGUAUGUAAUCAGCGCACAUUGAAUAGGUAGUAGUAGAGUAGUGGCAGUAAAGUAAAAACCAACAAGAACCAAGUAUUGUUUUUUUUUUGUUUUUGCCUUUUUCGCCCCUAUAAUGUCUAUCAUCAAAGAGCGACAGUUUAGAGUAAUUUCAACCAAAUUUGACGAUUUAAAGACCAAAUAAGAAAUUUAAAAAUUAAAAUUAAAAAAAAAAUUAAUUAUAAAAAUAUAAAAAGCGGUUAAGAAAAAAUUAAGAAAAAAAAAAAUUUUUUUUUU